AUUGCACAAGCGAGGAGUCGCACACCCAGACCGCAGGUUUCUUCUCCCUGUGUAACAACCCACCCUCGUCGCGCGGUCCCGCCUGUCCCCGCGCGGUGCCCUCCUCCCGCCACACACACACACACACACACACACACACACACGCACGCACACACACACACACGCAGGCACACACGCAAGCGCGUGCAGGGCCAAGUCGAAGGCAGCUCCCCCACAGCCAGCACUCGGAGGAGACCUGCGGCAGUCUAGCAGAGCCGAUGGCAUCUCCCGGCUCCGGUUUUUGGUCUUUCGGGUCCGAAGAUGGCUCCGGGGAUCCCGAGAACCCGGGCACAGCCAGAGCCUGGUGUCAGGUGGCUCAGAAGUUCACCGGCGGCAUCGGAAACAAGCUGUGCGCCCUACUUUAUGGAGACUCUGAGAAACCGGCCGAGAGCGGCGGGACUGUGCCCCCUCGGGCCGCCACCCGAAAGGUCGCCUGCACCUGCGACCAGAAGCCCUGCAGUUGCCCCAAGCCGGACGUCAACUAUGCGUUUUUGCACGCAACAGACCUGCUGCCCGCCUGUGAUGGAGAAAGACACACUCUAGCAUUCCUACAAGAAGUUAUGAACAUUUUGCUUCAGUAUGUGGUGAAAAGUUUCGAUAGAACAACUAAAGUGAUUGAUUUCCAUUAUCCUAACGAGCUUCUUCAAGAGUAUAAUUGGGAAUUGGCAGACCAACCACAAAAUUUGGAGGAAAUUUUGACGAAUUGCCAAACAACUCUAAAAUAUGCAAUUAAAACAGGGCAUCCCAGAUAUUUUAAUCAACUCUCCACUGGACUGGAUAUGGUUGGAUUGGCAGCAGACUGGCUGACAUCAACAGCAAACACUAACAUGUUCACCUAUGAGAUUGCUCCAGUAUUUGUGCUUUUGGAAUAUGUCACAUUAAAGAAAAUGAGAGAGAUCGUUGGCUGGCCAGGGGGCUCUGGAGAUGGGAUAUUUUCUCCUGGGGGCGCCAUUUCCAACAUGUACGCCAUGCUUAUUGCACGCUACAAGAUGUUUCCAGAAGUCAAGGAAAAAGGAAUGGCUGCCGUUCCCAGGCUCAUCGCCUUCACAUCAGAGCAUAGUCAUUUUUCUCUGAAGAAGGGAGCUGCAGCCUUAGGGAUCGGGACAGACAGUGUGAUUCUGAUUAAAUGUGAUGAGAGAGGGAAAAUGAUUCCAUCUGAUCUUGAAAGAAGAAUCCUUGAAGUCAAACAGAAAGGUUUUGUUCCUUUCCUUGUGAGUGCCACAGCUGGAACCACUGUGUAUGGAGCAUUUGAUCCCCUCUUGGCGGUUGCUGAUAUUUGCAGAAAGUAUAAGAUCUGGAUGCAUGUGGAUGCCGCUUGGGGUGGAGGAUUACUGAUGUCUCAGAAGCACAAGUGGAAGCUGAGUGGCGUGGAGAGGGCCAACUCUGUGACAUGGAAUCCACACAAGAUGAUGGGUGUCCCUUUGCAGUGCUCAGCUCUCCUGGUUAGAGAAGAGGGACUGAUGCAGAGUUGCAACCAGAUGCAUGCUUCCUACCUCUUUCAGCAAGAUAAACACUACGACCUGUCCUACGACACGGGAGACAAGGCCUUGCAGUGUGGACGCCACGUCGAUGUCUUUAAAUUAUGGCUGAUGUGGCGAGCAAAGGGGACUACUGGGUUUGAAGCACAUAUUGACAAGUGUUUGGAGCUGGCGGAGUAUCUAUAUAAUAUCAUUAAAAACCGAGAGGGAUAUGAAAUGGUGUUUGAUGGGAAGCCUCAGCACACAAACGUCUGCUUCUGGUAUGUGCCUCCCAGUCUGCGCACUCUGGAAGACAACGAAGAGAGAAUGAGCCGCCUCUCUAAAGUGGCACCAGUGAUCAAAGCCAGAAUGAUGGAGCAGGGGACCACAAUGGUCAGCUACCAACCCCUGGGAGACAAAGUCAAUUUCUUCCGCAUGGUCAUCUCAAACCCUGCAGCAACUCACCAAGACAUUGACUUCCUGAUUGAAGAAAUAGAACGUCUGGGACAAGACUUAUAAUCACCUAGCUCAUCAAGCUGUUCCAAUUCUCUAGGUAGACAAUUAAGUUGUCACAAACUGUGUAAAUGUAUUUGUAGUUUGUUCCAAAGUAACUCUAUUUCUACAUUGUGGUGUCAAAGUAGAGUACAGUUUAAAGAUCAAAAAGCAUCGCUCCUUUUAAAAUCCUUUCUUAAGUUUAGAAUACCUCUCAAUAGUGACAAAAGGCUGUGUUCUAAUCAAUAAGGAAAAGCUUAUAAUUGUUAUAAAUACUUCCCUUUUAAUAGAGUGUGCAAAUUAAAGUUUAUUUUCACUUCAGAGCAGUAGAAUUGAAUAGUGCCAAAUCACCCCGGAAUCAUAAAAGGUUCUCUGGGGUGCAGUGAAAAGGACAAAGUAUAUAUAAAAUGUACGCUGACGAUAAAAUCUCUUGCCUUUUUCAUAGUAUUAGAAAAAAAUUUCUAAUUUACCUAUAGCAACAUUUCAAAUGUAUUUAAAUACAUAUAAUUUUACAAAAGGAAAAUAUAUAUAUUAAAAGAAAUCCUAUUUUGUAACAUAUAGAUUUUUAUUUUAUAUGGGUUAAAUAAACUGCAGGGCCAGAUAUAAAACCUAAGCCAGAUUUCUUUUUCUUUCUCUUUCUUUCAAUGGAGGCACAAUAAAACACUUCAGCAAGGUAAUUUUAACACAUAUGCCCACAAAUCUCUUUGAAAGUGUGAUGAUUUCUCUCAGUAUAUAUUCUGACUUAUCACAUCUCUAAAGGUAGUAUUUCAAAGCAAACACACAAAAAAACACUGCAGCUUCUAAAAAUGAGUGAUCAGAUCCUCUUCCCAUUUAGGUUUUUCACUAGUUUUCCCUUAGCAGAUCCACUUGUUAUGCACAACAAACCCAGCAUUGCCCUAGAUGAAAUUUGGGUACAUUUAUCUAUUCUGCUUUCCCCUUCAGCCUGUUUUGAACAGAAGGUUGUUGUUGGUUCUUGAAGCAUCUUCUUAGACCAUAUUCCUUUAUUAGAUCAUUUGGACUAGUUAGAAAAAAAUACAAAUAAAAUCUAAUCAGCCCUAGCAAAGGGAAAUGUAGCCAUCCCCAAAAUGCAGUGAACCAGAACAUUGAACUCGGCCAUGGGAGCUGAGACCUCUGUGAGACAAUAGCUUCAUCCUGAAUGCAGUGUUGCUGCUGUCUGGGGAAAGCAUCACUUGCCUCCAGGAUCUUCCAUUCCUUCUCCACCCUACACCCAAAAGUCUCUCCUACUAGAUUCCCUAUUACUGAACCCAAAUAAUGAACUAUUCCAUUUGGCUAUUUUCCUUUCCUGAAAUGAAUUCCUCAUGCUAGUAGAGUUAGAGAUAGCCUAAGAACUUCUUUUAUCUGUCUCCCAUCAAAAUCUACUAUGACCACAAUAUGCAGAGAUUGCUAAAGUUCAAAAUAUUUAAAAAACACAUUUCAUUCUCUGCAAACCUGAUGGAGACAAAUGAGCUAUCCACAGCGCCCAUGAUAUCCCUGGAGUCACAAAUGACAGAGCCAAGUGCUGGCACAAGAACUGCAGCCUUUUCAUGCAGAUGACAGGUACAGCUCUGAAAACAUGCUCUCAUUCUGUAUGGAUGGGCUUUUCACUACUCAGAAAGGCUACAGGCACACAAGAAGAGGGCCUCUUAACCACCUGGACUCUUCAUGAGCUUGCCCCAGGCCUUAGUUGUCUGGAUUGUGUACAAAUGUGUUGAUCCUUGGUAUGAAAAGGGCUUCAAACCCUUGCUGUCUAGAAAGCAAAUGGAUUCCCUGUGGCAGUGAAAAAGAAACUGCCUGCAGAUCUGUAUGAUGGAAUAGCAUCCCGUUUUAGGGCUUCUAGAUCUUGGCUGCAAAGAUUAAGCACACCAUUACUUCUCCAUCUUGAGGCCUCAAAGGUCUCAUUUCAAAGGAACAGACAUUUAUUAAACUGUCCUAUUUAAAGAAGGCAGGUGGGCCCAGUGUCCUCCAGAAAGGAUGUUUAGUCCUUGGGGGACAGAUUUGGUAGCUGGCUUUCAGUUUGAUGAGACAAAAUUGAAAAAGGAAACUUGCCUGCGUAUGAAAUUCCAGCAAAGUAAUUUUUACCAGUAAGUUAAAUCUCUAACCACUUCUUCUCCAGAUCCUUCUUCAAAUUUGCUAGGCACCUUGCUCAGACCUGUACAUGGAAAACUCUUCCCACCAUGGCCCAGAGGAGGCAAAUGCAAGCCUAACAGAGUCCAGUAAUUUAAGAAAUACUCUUUAACAUAGAUCUCGUGUCCACUCAAGAGAAGGGAAUGGAAGAAGCAAAGAACAAGGGAGAUUGUUGUGAAUAGUGGUCCAAAUUCCCAAUGCCAGGGGUCUUUAUGUACAAUCGUUAUUUUCUAAUUUUAGAAAUAUUGGUUUUAGCUUUAAUCAAAAUUAACGUGGUCACUUUCAUUUAUACAGCAAUAUUGCUUUUAUUAUUUAAAAUACUUGAAAAAAUGCAGUAUGUGUGUAUCUGAAAUCUCUAAAUGGUAUGGACUUCAUGUACAGGACGUGAGGAAAGAAAAGAAAACCAAUUGUGUGUGUGUGACUGUGUUGCCUUUAUUACAUUGAUAGUACUGUCUUGUCACCUCAGAUUGGGGUUGUGCACUUUAUAUCUGAAUUGUACAGUGUUACGAAUUCACACGUGUUGCUGUAAAAGCUUGCACAAUGUAUUAUUAGUAUGUCUUCUGUGUGGUAGCUCUAUUGAACUUUGAUACAUUUGCAUCUGUUCCUGUUCUCCCUCCUCUCCUUUGAUUUUCCCUCCCCUCUUCCUCUCCUUCUUACUGCUUCCCAGCUGUGUGCCCUUGACAUCAGCUCUAAUAGAGACCAUGCCCUCAGCUAAGCCCUAGCCUAAGAAAUCUCUUUAAGAAUAAUGUAAUUUCACACAAAAUGUCAGGUGAAUACUGCUUCAUCUCAGAGAGUAGAGAAACCAAUUAUGGAGUGUCACAAGCUGCCAACUUUGAGGAUGUUAACUCUGCUGGGACUUGGGAGUAGGUGUUACUCUCAGAACAUGGGAAAAGGAAGCACAGGUGUAAAUAUCACAGCCAGACAAAGAGUCAAGGAACCUCAAACCAGGUAUCAUCUUGCACGUGCUUUUCCAUUUUCAAGUGCUAAAUGCAAACACUGUGUAUUUAUUAGUUAUGUGUGCCAAAAACCUGUUUCCAAAUGGUGUUUGUGAAUAAUGUCAACAUUUUCUCAGCAUCCCUCCAUUACUAAAGACAGAAAAAAAAUUAAAAAUAUACAAACAUGUGGCAACCUCUUCUUACCAAGUGUAAACUUGUGUAUGAUCAAAGUAUUUUAUCUGUGUUGACUCUCUAAACCCAAAUAAAUGUGUAAAUGUG
Nannospalax galili (Upper Galilee mountains blind mole rat) is the source of this 5326-nucleotide messenger RNA. It is a transcript of the gene Gad2, whose product is annotated as glutamate decarboxylase 2. Gene Ontology annotation, biological process: GABA shunt. Lineage: Eukaryota; Metazoa; Chordata; Mammalia; Rodentia; Spalacidae. The transcript has 17 exons. The record is from RefSeq and is a predicted model, not a curated record. Gene Ontology annotation, molecular function: glutamate decarboxylase activity; pyridoxal phosphate binding. Gene Ontology annotation, cellular component: cytoplasm. Bases 258 to 2015 code for a protein of 585 amino acids.